Messenger RNA from Musa acuminata AAA Group (dessert banana), 5289 nucleotides. Its product is annotated as BTB/POZ domain-containing protein At3g50780-like. NCBI's taxonomy places the organism in Eukaryota, Viridiplantae, Streptophyta, Magnoliopsida, Zingiberales, Musaceae. The transcript is spliced from 3 exons. Gene Ontology annotation, molecular function: protein binding. The record is from RefSeq and is a predicted model, not a curated record. The coding region runs from base 2568 to 4136 and encodes 522 amino acids.
AGAAGAAAUGGAGGAUGGGGUGGCCUUUGGAGGAUAAGAAGAGGCAAAGACUGGUCCCAAAUUGAUCCAGAAUAGCCAUAGUUGGCUCAAAACCAUACGUGGCUCUGUCCUCGAGAGACAAGGAUUUGAUAUUGUUUUGGCAUUCUGCAAUCUACAAGCAUGCACAGCACAAACAAGACACUCACCAUGGACGCUGGUAUGCUUAAUGAUCACACACCUAAACUUCUCUGGUUGAUUGGAGAACUGUGUUUCUCUUUCACCAAUGUUUAGGACUUGGAAAUCCAUCUGCACGACUUCUGCCAACAAUGGUUUGGAACAUAGCUUGUCAUUAUAUAUUCUAUAGCAUAGAUCUCAAUAACAAGAUGAAUAUUUUAUAUGCUCGAAUGUGGAUCCAUAUCCAUAAUUAUAUGCAAAUCUUUUUCGUUUUUCUUGAGAAGACAUGAUCAUGCAUCUGGCUACCAACUUCCAUUGUGGUGUCUCCUCCCCAAUCCAUGCCAUGAUUCCUAGUCAAACACUAUGGCCUAAGCCCCAUGUGCAAAUCUAAAGUUCUUCCCUCUUUUGCCUUUACAGCUUUUACUCCCUUUUCCUUGGGUAGAAUCAUUUGAUAGCUCGAAGGCCAGGAAGCCAUCAUCUCAACUGCUGCAGCUCUGUACCAAAGUGUUCCUGGAAAGGGAAGUCAAAAGGGAAAGUCAUCCUUUGCCGUAUUUGAUUCUGUUGAGAUAUAUAUAUAGUAAUUUACAUGUGCUUUCUGUUUCUGCACACACCGAAAGGCACUGUGAUGGAUGAUUACUUUUUGGGUUCCUGACACUAAUCACUUGGAUUCUGCACUUUACAGAGCAAAGCUUGGCUUGUCAGAUUGUAGGGUUGACUCAUCUAAUCCUUAUACCUAAAGGAGAUUAGUCAAAGUUUAUGUUCAACUCUGUUAUGCUGCAUGCAUUUUAUUUCUCUGCCACCUUCAUCAAAAGUCUCAAGUAGCAGCUGCUAGCUGCUAGCUGCUAGACCACAAGUAAUCUUCAAUGAGAUACUUGUGAAACCAGAGACUAGUAACUGUGGGAACAUCACAUUACUUGAAAUGUGUCAAUGCAAUUUGUCAACAAGUUAGUUUAGAUCAAAAGAUGAAUGACUGCUACCAACAGAUUAAACUGAUGUUUUAAGAACCAGCUGAGCCAAAUGCAUAAUCAAAUUCAUUGAGCACAUUUUCUCUUGCUACCCAAACUAUCAUGUGAGAACACCUCCAUAGAAUCAUAGGAAGGUCUCUCUCUCUCUCUCUCUCUCUCUCUCUCUCUCUCUCUCUCUCUCUAUGUGAUGAACAUAAUUGAGGAAUCAAAAAUUUGAGUUACUUGUGAAUAUAUCCCACUUUCUUCCUUGUCGGUGGAGUGCACAAACAACCAAAAUCUUGCAAACUAUUCAAUAUCCAGGAGCCAAACACCAAAGUUCUGCGGCUCUUAGCCCACACUGCUUGCUCUUGUUUCCAUCCCCAAGUACCAGAAAAGAAAUGAGCAAAUGCAAUCACAUACCACCCAUGCAUGGAUGUUUUUGGAUAUCUUUUGAAUACUCUCUGUGUUGUCCUUAUCAUGUUCAUGUUGGGACCUGAAAUUGAAAAAGUGCACACAUCGAGUAUGGGUAUUUCUACUGUCAUUUUAGGUCUCCAGGGAACCACAUAGUUUGCCAUCCAAAACAGAGGGGUGAAUGGUGGGGAGACUUGAAGGAUUGGAGAUGGUGGCCUGAAGAAUUUGAAGUGGGUAAAACUAAAAAUGAUAUCUUUUUUUUUGCUUCUCUGAACCAAGAGGAAUGGCGUGAUGGUACCCAUCAUUUUUCUCUGUAAUUUUGCCCACCUGUGGUUCCCUCCAUGCUUGACAUUGGAGCUCGGUCCCAUCAUUAGGAUUCCAGAGACAGAGCAAGCGAUGUGGAGAAAAGGAAGGGUGGGGUGGCGGUAGAAGCAAAGAGACGAGAAAUGGUUAGUGCGAUGGAUUCUCCUUUUGCUUCCUAACCGUCCUUCGUUUUCGGAUCGAAAGGUUUUGCUUCGCAAGUUGAUGAUUCCUUGUUUUCUGGAGGAAGAAACCCCUUUUAGGUUCUCAAGUAUGAAUCUUUCUUACAGAAAAUGAAGAGCAGAUGAAGGAAAGAUUGGAUCUUUAGGUCGUUCUUAGAGAAAUCGGGUUCAAGUUUUAAUCUUUUCCUUUCAUCGUACAUAUUCAAGUUCAUCUUUGCAAAUAGCUUAGACUAAAUUCUUUUUUCUUACUGAAAACAGAUGCUUUGAUUUUUCUGACAUAGAUUGAUGUUUUUUCUCUGUUGUUGCAAGUAGAAGUGUCCACCCAUCUCUGCAAUUCCACUGGCUCUUGUAGAACUUUCACUCCUGAAAUGCCACUGAGUUGUAACUUUGCAUCUAAAGUUUGAACUUCUCGUCCUGAAAAAGCUCUAUUGUGUGCAGGUACAUGCAAUCUUGACAUCAACUUAGGAACUGAAACUGUUACUUAUGGACAAUAAUUUAGAUUUUGUGUCUUCAGACUCCAUGAUGCCCUCUUGAAUGAAUUCUCAUUGUGAAGUUAUCGAGCAACAGGCAAAGAAAUAUGACUGAUUUUAGAGUCAGAAAGCUUGGGCAAGGUCAGAUGAAAGCCAGAAAUGUUCCCAUCGCUGUAACUCCUGAAGGGUUUUGGUGUUGCCCCUCUCCUGCAGUUCUACAAAAGACCAUUAAAAAUCAAAAUCACCAAAACAAGAAAAAGAUACUGUCUACAAUGCCGUCAAAGGCAUCUUCUGUUCAGAGGCCAAUAAGUUCCCCAGUAGACAAAGGAACACUUUCUGAUCCAUUAAGUUCAAGAGUUUGUUCCGAGGAUAAUAGUUGUCUUACCUCUGAUACUGCUGCUAAAAGUCCAACAAAGGCAGCUGAGAGUCUCUCAAAAUUAAAUGUUGGGAAUCAACACCAAAAAAUUUCUGUGGGCUUUGGUCAGCCUGAGACCAGUGAUUUGAAGAUUAUUUUGUUUGGGAAAGAGGGAAUUGCCGUCGAGAUGAGCGUUCACAAGGCCAUUCUCACAGAACACGGUAGCUUCUUUGCAGAAAAAUUCUCUAGGCAAUCUCCGGUACCAUUUUUUGAAAUUUCUGACUGUGAAGAUGUGGAAAUUUAUGUUGAAACUGUGGGGUUAAUGUACUGUGGUGAAGUAAAACACAGAGUAAUCAAGCAAAGUGUUUCACGUGUGCUCCGCAUUCUAAAGGUUGCUGAAUCGCUUGGCUUCCAUGCAUGCAUUAAGGCAUGCUUGGAUUACCUGGAGGUAGUCCCAUGGGUUGGUGAAGAAGGAAAUGUGGUGUCAUCUGUCCAACAUCUCCAGAGCAAAAAUUAUAGCAUAAGUCCUAUAUUAAAGCGAGUAUUUUCUGAUACAUCGAAACCUCCAAAUGAUACUCUUGCUCAUAUAAUGGAGCUAGUCCUCAGAAGCAACGAGGAGAGAGGUCGACGUGAGAUGAAAUCAUUAGUGCUCAAACUUCUCAAGGAAAACAGUUUCUGGACUGAUGGAUCCGUAGACAUAUGCAUCGGAACUUUGUAUAGUUUAUGCCAAAGCUGCUUAGCCUCGUUGAUAGAGCUCUUUAGACAAGCAUCCAAGUCUACUCGUAUCGAAAGCAAGGAUCCUACAGUGAGGAAGAUAGCUCUCGAGGCAGAAAAUCUUCUUUGGUUGGUCGAGAUUUUGGCUGUCAGGCAUACUGCAGAUGAAUUUGCCUUGAUGUGGGCUAGUCAAAAUGAGCUUGCUCAGCUGCACUCAAAGCUUCCAGUCAUGUCGAGGCACCGAGUUAGCUGCAUUACUGCCAGGCUUUUUGUUGGUAUUGGAAGAGGAGAGAUGCUUCCAUCGAAGGAAACUCGGCAGCUGCUAUUGCAUGUAUGGUUGCAGCCACUGGUUGAUGACUACAGUUGGUUACAACAUGGUUGCAGACAAUUCGACCGCAAGGUUGUUGAGGAAGGAAUAGGCCAAACUAUUUUGACACUUCCUUUAGAAGACCAGCAAAGUGUUCUGCUGUCAUGGCUGGAGAGCUUCUUGAAGGUUGGUAGUAACUGCCCUAAUCUGCAGAGAGCCUUUGAGGUAUGGUGGAGGAGAACUUUCAUAAGGCCUUACUUUGAGCAACAUGGAAACAAUCUAAAAAUGGACAGAAAUUGAGUAGUUAGGUUGCCCUGUAUUAGCUGAGUGGUUUAUGAUGAGUUGCGAAAGGAGUGUACAUUGGUUUGAAGAUGCAUUCAUUCUUGAAAGUUAGCAUCAUGGUGAUGGCGGCUUAUAGACUGGAAAUUUUGAGCUACUAAUCUUGUGGCAGACCUGAUUGGCCCUUUAGUAGCAUCUCAGGAUUGAGUUUAAGCUUGCAGGUUUUGAUCUGUUAGAAGGCAUGGCUGGAAGUGCAUAAAGGAGGUGCAAUAUCCUGAUUGGCUUAUCAUCUUUCCCUCUCUUUAUGGAUGAGAACUGAAAUCAAAUCUUUACUAAUAGAACAAACACAUGAAUUCAGAAUUCCAUAUGUGGAGUACACUGAACUUGACAUUCCUGAGACAAAAGUUUGUAAUGAUUUGAAGUAUAAACUAUAUAUUUUCAUCUUUUGUUAGCUAUUUCUGGAGAAACAAUUGUUAUGAUGUUGCAGUUGCCAUUGUGAAAACAGAAGUUGACACUCAAUAGAGAAAAGCUUGUAAUGAUAAAAGUUUAAUCUCUGACAAAUUUUGAUGGCCAUCUUUGGAGAAAUUUAUUGUUGUGAGUUCCAUUUUCCAUGGAUCACCUUGCCAAAGGAUUGCAACAGAAGCAGUGAAAGGAGUGCAAGGAAUGUAGAGGAGAGGAACUCGAAGUGCAGUCACAUCUCCCAUUCACUCCUCUCCAAGGAUCAGCUUCAGCAUGCAGGGCCAUAUCAUGUCACAGGGUGGCUGGGAGACCUCAACAACAGAAUACAGGGGAUAAAGACACGAUGCCUGGAAGAAGCCUUAUCCACAAGAACCUUCACAGGGUAAGCAUACACCCUCAUCUUCCUACCACUGUAAUUUAGAUCUGCAACUCUUUCUUCUUCAGCCAUGUCAACAGCUCAAAGCAGGUUAAAUUGUAGCUUUGAUACCAGCAGGAAACAUGGUGGCUGAGAUCAUAGCAUUCUCAUGGUUCAUGUUUAACAUAUACCACAGGUGCUCAAUGGCAAAGAUCAGUUGCUACAAGCCCACAUACAAAUCUAACGUUGAUAGUAACAACUAUGACACAAGCUGCAAGGUGAGUGAUUUAUGGUGCUUGUUUUGAGCAGAAGACACAGUGUAGUAACAUGCCAAGGUUGUUUUCUUUGUGUCUUCCUCUC